AUGAAGUUUUUCUUGCACCAUUUCAUGCUGUUUUUUAGCUUCACUGUGUCUUUGCAUGCUGUCUUUGGUUUGACUAAUGAUGGGGUGGCCUUGUUGUCACUCUUGAGGCUCUUGACAUCUGUGCCAUCUCCCAUAAGCUCAAGUUGGAAUAGUUCAGAUUCCACCCCAUGUCAAUGGGUUGGCAUAGAAUGUGAUAGUGAGCAAAAUGUGGUCUCUUUUAACCUCACUGAUCAUUUCAUUUGUGGUCAACUUGGACCUGAAAUUGGCCACUUGAGACAGUUGCAGACGAUUGAUUUGAGUAUUAAUAAUUUCUCUGGCCAUAUACCACAAGAACUAGGCAAUUGUAGUGCACUUGAGUCCUUGGAUUUGUCUUCAAAUUGUUUUACAGGAGAAAUUCCUGAAUCUUUAUUUCAAAUUCCAGGUCUGCAAUAUUUGUAUUUGAACGUCAACAAUUUAAGUGGUUCAAUUCCUAGUAUUGUUGGUGAAAUGAGUAAGGUUCUGACUUUAUCAUUAUAUGGUAACAGUUUAUCAGGUACCAUUCCUGAAUCUAUUGGGAAUUGCAGUACCCUGGAAGUGCUUUACUUGAAUGACAACAAACUCGAGGGAUUUUUGCCCGAGAGUUUAAACAAUCUUGAAAACCUUGUAGAAUUAGAUGUCAACAAUAACAGUCUUGUAGGUCACAUCCCUUUUGGUUCUAGUAAAUGCAAGAAUUUGAACAGUUUGGUUUUAUCAUAUAAUAGUUUUAGUGGGGGCAUUCCACUAAGUUUGGGUAAUUGUACAAUUUUAACCAAGCUAGCAAUUGUGCACAGCAAUUUAACACGUUCUAUCCCUUCUUCCUUUGGCCUACUAGAUAAGCUUUCCUAUCUUUACCUUAAUGAAAAUAAUUUAUCUGGGAAAAUUCCACCGGAAUUAGGGAACUCUAAGUCCUUGAAAACCUUGAGGUUACAAGAAAACCAGCUUGAAGGUGAAAUUCCGGAUGAGCUGGGAAUGUUGAGUGAAUUACAGGAUCUUCGACUGUACACCAACAAUCUAACCGGUGAGAUUCCGCUUAGUAUUUAGAGAAUUCCUAGCCUUGAGUAUCUUUAUGUGUAUAGAAAUUCUCUUAAUGGGGAGCUACCUUUGGAGAUGACUGAACUCAAACAUCUCAAAAAUAUAUCUUUGUUUGAAAACCAGUUCUCUGGAGUCAUACCUCAAAGUCUGGGAAUCAACACUAGCUUGAUUCACAUAGACUUUACCAAUAACAAGUUCAUAGGUGGAAUCCCACCGAACCUUUGCUUUGGGAAGCAAUUAAGAGUUCUUGCUAUGGGUCACAAUCAAUUUCAUGGUCGCAUUCCUUCUGAUGUCGGGAGUUGUUCGACUCUCUGGAGAGUUAGAUUCGACAAGAAUCAUCUUUUCGGCCUUCUGCCAGAAUUUUCCCAUAAUCCGAUUCUCUAUUUCCUGGACAUCAGUUCAAAUAACAUCACAGGUGUCAUUCCGUCGAGCUUGGAGAACUGUGCUGAUGUUGCUUCAAUUGAUCUUUCUGGGAACAAGCUUACAGGGCUUAUACCUCCAGAGUUGGGAGACCUCGUAAAUCUUGAGAGAUUGAAUCUGUCACGCAACCAUUUGGAAGGUUCUUUGCCACCUCAGCUAUCACAUUGUGGAAAACUAGUAAUUUUGGAUGUGGGUUUCAAUUUGUUGAACGGUUCUAUUCCAUCCAGUUUGAGCAGCUGCAAAAGUCUAUCCACUUUGAGUUUAAGAGAAAACCACUUUAGUGGGGGCAUUCCAACUUUUUUACCAGAACUGGAGAAUCUAAAAGAGCUACAAAUUGGUGGUAAUCAGUUGGGAGGUGAGAUACCCCCAUCAAUUGGAGGAUUGCAGAGUAUACAAUAUGUGCUGAAUCUCAGCAAUAAUGGAUUGACAGGUCAAAUUCCUUCAGAGCUGGGGAACUUGAUGUAUCUAGAACGACUGGAUAUAUCAAGCAACAGCCUGACAGGAACUUUGGCUCCCCUUGCUCAUAUCCGAUCAUUAGUGGCUAUUAAUGUUUCAUACAAUCUCUUCACUGGUCCAGUACCAGAAUCACUGGUUGCGUUGUUGGGCUCAUCUGCAUCAUCGUUCGUGGGCAAUCCCAGUCUUUGUGUCAAAUGUGUUUCAUCCAGUGGCUUAACAUGUGCUGCAAACACUAACCUGAAGCCUUGUGAUCAGCACGUAAGCAGUCAACAAGGCCUUAGGAAGGUUAAAAUUGUUUUAAUAGUCCUUGGAGCUUCGCUGUUUCUGGUUUUUUUGCUUCUUGGACUAGUUUGUUUUUUUCGAUUGCAUAGAAGGCUAAAGCAGGAAGCUGAGAUCUCUGCUUUGGAAGGCUCAUUUUCAAUAUUCAACAAAGUGAUGGAGGCCACUGAGAAUCUGAAUGACCAAUAUAUUAUUGGUAGAGGAGCCCAUGGAGUUGUUUAUAAGGCCACAUUGGAUUUAAACACAGUUUUCGCUGUGAAGAAGGUUAUGUUUGGAGGGCAUAAGGCGGGGCGCUCGAGUAUGAUUAGAGAAAUUCAAACUAUUGGGACAGUCAAGCACCGAAAUUUGGUGAAAUUGGAAGAGCACUUUUGGCCAAGGAAGGAAUACGGUUUAUUGGUGUACAGGUACAUGGAAAAUGGGAGUCUUCAUGAUGUUUUACAUGGAGCUAAUGGACCACCAACUUUAGAAUGGAAGGUUCGGUAUAAUAUAGCAAUUGGAACAGCUCAUGCAUUGGAAUAUCUUCAUCAUGAUUGUGAUCCUGCGAUCGUGCACCGAGAUAUCAAACAAGAGAAUAUACUUUUAGACUCUGAGAUGGAGCCUCAUAUAUCUGAUUUCGGAAUUGCUAAGCUCCUAAAUCAGUGUCCUGAUUCAACAUCAUCCAUCUCAGUGGCGGGGACGAUUGGUUACAUUGCACCAGAAAAUGCAUUUACAACAAAAAAGAGCAAGGAGUCUGAUGUGUAUAGUUAUGGGGUUGUUUUACUUGAACUAAUAACUAGAAGGAAGCCAUUGGAUCCAUCAUUUAUGGAAAAUACAGAUAUUGUGGGGUGGAUUACAUCUGUAUGGAACAACACCAAAGAACUCGAUGACAUUGUUGAUGCAAGCCUUGUGGAGGAAUUACAGCGUUCUAAAAUCCAGGAACAAGUAAUUAGUGUGCUUUCAGUGGCUUUGGACUGUACCAACAAGGAUCCAAGCAACAGACCUGAUAUGAGAGAAGUUGUUAAACGAUUAUUGAAGGCGAAUCCCCCAACGACACGUAAAUAUAGCUAGAUCUUUAGGGGUUGUUACUUUGUUUUGUUAAUGAUAGCCUACCCUGAUAUAGUUUCGCUUUUUAUUCUGUGUGUCCAAUUCCUCUAAAUGUUCUAGUGAAAACCA
This is a messenger RNA of Pistacia vera, 3357 nucleotides long. Its product is annotated as receptor-like protein kinase. The record is from RefSeq and is a predicted model, not a curated record. The transcript is spliced from 2 exons. Gene Ontology annotation, biological process: protein phosphorylation. Gene Ontology annotation, molecular function: protein kinase activity; ATP binding; receptor serine/threonine kinase binding. NCBI's taxonomy places the organism in Eukaryota, Viridiplantae, Streptophyta, Magnoliopsida, Sapindales, Anacardiaceae.